CAUUUCAGCUUCAGCCGAGCAGCAGACAUGGCGACGACGCUGACAGCGGUCCAACCGCUCACUCUGGACCGAGAUAUUGCCAGAGCAAUUGAACUACUAGAGAAACUUCAAGAAUCGGGAGAAUUACCAGGACACAAGUUACAGUCGCUUAAAAAAGUACUGCAGAGUGAGUUUUGUACAGCUAUCAAAGAGGUAUAUCAAUACAUGCAUGAAACCAUAAAUGUUAGUGGCUGCCCCGAAUUCCGUGCCAGAGCUACCGCCAAGGCAACAGUUGCUGCAUUUGCAGCUAGUGAAGGGCAUUCUCAUCCCCGAGUGGUAGAACUGCCAAAGACGGAUGAAGGCCUUGGCUUUAACGUAAUGGGAGGAAAAGAACAAAAUUCUCCUAUUUAUAUUUCUCGCAUAAUUCCUGGAGGAGUAGCUGAGAAGCAUGGAGGACUCAAACGGGGAGACCAGCUGCUUUCUGUUAAUGGAGUGAGUGUGGAAGGAGAACAUCAUGAGAAAGCAGUGGAACUUCUGAAGGCUGCUAAGGACAGUGUAAAGUUGGUGGUGCGUUACACUCCCAAAGUUUUAGAUGAGAUGGAAGCUCGCUUUGAAAAACUGAGGACAGCACGGCGUAGACAACAGCAACAGUUGUUAAUUCAGCAGCAACAGCAGCAGCAAAAUGCACAGCAGAAUCAUAUGUCAUAGAUGGCUAUCAAGAAAGACUUUCUAAACCAAGAAUGUAACAACUUAAUAGCAAAGCUGUGCUUUGUAUUCCAACUUUACAAUAAAGAGCAAGAGCAACUGUGUUCACCAGCAAACUGUGCAAAAUUACAAUAAGAACGGUUUGGGAAGUCAGCAGCAUAAUCAACUCUGCAUGAUUUUUCCCAGAAUUGGACCUAGGAUGAAAGGUUUAUUUGAGUCUUCUUUUGUAUGGUAAGGUUCUCAUGAUGACAACUUGUUAACAAAAUUCAAGAAUAUUCUGAGAAAUCACGAUCAUUAUGUAUGUGUGUGUGGCCCAAUUCUGUAUUCUUUACAAUGAAAUUCAAAUGAGAAUUUGCCAAAUCAGUGUAAGAUUGGUCCCCAUUAAGAAGGAAGACUAUCCUGGGUUUGUGGCCCUUUUGCAGUUGUAAUCUUUCUUUUAAA
Molecule: messenger RNA, 1125 nt
Organism: Ahaetulla prasina
Lineage: Eukaryota; Metazoa; Chordata; Lepidosauria; Squamata; Colubridae
Gene: LIN7A
Product: lin-7 homolog A, crumbs cell polarity complex component
Exons: 6
Coding region: 28-687 (219 amino acids)
Biological process (GO): maintenance of epithelial cell apical/basal polarity; protein localization to basolateral plasma membrane; neurotransmitter secretion
Cellular component (GO): cell-cell junction; synapse; MPP7-DLG1-LIN7 complex
Molecular function (GO): L27 domain binding
Source: RefSeq, a predicted model, not a curated record